CUGAAGCACCAACCACUCCUGGCUGUUCCAGUCGCGCGAGUUAGCGCGAACAAGGUGCGGAGAGCGACUCGACGAACGGCUCUCAGUCGAUUCUUGGAUCGUAUCUUGGAUCUUUUGCGGAUCGACGCGAUUUUACGCGAUCGUGCAUGUGCGUACGCGAGUGAGUCACGAGUGCUGGAAGAUUCUGAGAGAAGGAGAACGGGAGAGGAACCCGUAUGGACCGAGAAGCGGUGAACACUUGUCCGACCGAUCGCGCGAUCGGUACGUCGUGACGAAGAUCCGAGGUUCACGCACCACGUUCGGUCCCAGCGCACGUUUCCAGAACGAGAGAGAGCAAAAAAGCCUGUUCGCGAAGAAGUUCGCUUUCUGUGGGGAGAAAAUCUCGCGACACCGAUUGACAAGAUAUCAACAAAACGUAAACAAUGCGUAUGAAGAACAAUUUCUUCCUCAAGUUUGCAAUACACAAGAAUGAAAAGAAAAUACGCUUCUGUCACAUCGCGUGCUUACAACAAGAACUAAGCAGGUGUUACUGAUCGAUCGCGUAAUAUUUGCGUUCAACAUUGUGAAUGCACUGAUAGAAAAAUGCACACUUCGAGAUACGCUGGAUACCACAUUAACGCGAGCCGCGAUUACGUUACAGAUGGCGAAGAGAGCCACAGAGCUCCCUCGGAUCGCACCGUGUCCGAGUAUAUCGUCGCUAACGAACACACUACCAUGGUGAAACCAACAAGAAAGAAUGACAAAUAUGAUAGAGAAGAAGAAAGGAGAUCGAGAAGCGUGCACAACACUCGCGACUCGAUGUUGUCCGGAUCUCCUAAACACGGCUUACAUUCUCUUCGCAAAAGUGCCUCACACGGCAGCAUCUGUGACAACGGUUCGGAUAUAUACGUCACCAGUGCUGCGUACAGAGCCACUUCUGACAUAAGUCGGAUAUCACGUCAUAGUUUAGCACCGAGCUCUAGAUUGGACCACAGAGCGCCUAGUCAUUACAGCUAUGGUUCCGGUAGAUCGGGCACUUCAACGGUGAAAACUCGCACGUCACGGAAAGGCGGUAUAAUCGUGGAGACCAUGUCGACGCCGAAUCCUUUCUGUCCAAACACCAAAGGCGUCUGUUGCCUCAUGUUAUUUCUCAAUCUUGGUUUGCUGCUGGUUACUUUAGGCUUCGUCAUCGUCUUACAGUUCUUCCAACCGUUAGUCGUUUGGAUCUUGGGAAUAGUAUUUCUCAUAUUUGGAUUUCUGACACUAAUCGGUAGCCUCGUGUAUUGUGUACACGUGUUCAGAAACGCCAAAUAUCCGCAGGAUAUUAAUCCGGAAGAUUGAUUGAAACUGAAGAACAUUGCAGUUGUGCCAUAUUUACAUCCAAUUUUCUUAUUAUAGGAUGUCAAAAAUUUUUCCAAAUCAAUUUAAAACCUGGUAAUGUAGUUGGUGAGAGAACAUCAAUUAUAUAUGACAUACGACAACGA
This is a messenger RNA of Pseudomyrmex gracilis, 1463 nucleotides long. RefSeq lists its product as uncharacterized. The transcript is spliced from 6 exons. The record is from RefSeq and is a predicted model, not a curated record. Lineage: Eukaryota; Metazoa; Arthropoda; Insecta; Hymenoptera; Formicidae. Bases 583 to 1320 code for a protein of 245 amino acids.